Messenger RNA from Pistacia vera, 1780 nucleotides. RefSeq lists its product as uncharacterized. Lineage: Eukaryota; Viridiplantae; Streptophyta; Magnoliopsida; Sapindales; Anacardiaceae. Gene Ontology annotation, cellular component: nucleus. The record is from RefSeq and is a predicted model, not a curated record. The coding region runs from base 47 to 1780 and encodes 577 amino acids. Gene Ontology annotation, molecular function: RNA binding. The transcript is spliced from 8 exons. Gene Ontology annotation, biological process: box C/D snoRNP assembly.
ACUCUUUCGUUGCUAUGAACUCGUAGCUUUUACAUACUCUGAAAAUAUGCAACCUCACUUCAAUUCCUUUCCCCAUCAAAUCCAGUCCAAUUCUUCCACUCCUCAGCUUCCUCACCAGGGUUUCAAUUCUAACAUGUUACAAAAUUCAAUGCCACUUCAACCUCAAAUGGGUAUUUUAAAUCCUCAAUUUCCGUUUAAUUUAGGUAAUGGGCAAGCCAUGCCCAUGCCCAUGCCCAAUAUGCAAGCACCAUUGAUGACUCAACCUAAUUUCAUGAAUGCUCAAAACCCUUUUGUUUUCUCACAAAAUAAUCAUCUGGGUAUGCCCCAAUUGCCGCCCAUGUCUCAACCACAACAUAAUUUGAAUAAUGUUCCCAUGUUUCCGGGUACUGGACAAAUGUUUGGUUGUAAUUUAUCAAAUUUGCCUCAACACCUUAGCCAAAACAUGGCUUUGCAAAACUUGAAUCAACUUGUGUCUAUGCAAAUGGCGAAUCCUGCCUUUUUGGGGAAUCCGCAGUUUGGUCUUGUGCAUAGUAAUGGUGUUGGGCAAAAUGUAAACCAAAACCGGCAAAAUUUGGUUCAGCCAGUAGUGGAUGCAAAUGGGUCGAUACCAUCGCCUUCAAGUAGAACACAGCAAAACCAGAACUCGCAGCCUUCUGUUUUUGCAAGGUCUCAGGGGAAUUCUAUUAGAAAUGGUCAGGGUAAUGCUUCAAAUAACAAUUGGAAAAAUGGUUCAGGGAAAAAUUUUGUAAGAAAUCCAAAAAGAGAGCACUCACGGGGGUUUCAGAAGUCUCAAUUACAUCAUGGGGAUGAUGCAAAGAGAAAAUAUGGGUUUCAUAAUAACCACAAAGCAAAAGGACAUCGCAAUGAGAUGACUGCAAAAUUUGGUCAGGCUAAUCAUUUGAACCAACCUAAGGAAAAGAAAAGAAAAUCACUUGCUUUGACCUAUACGGAAAAAGAAAUCCAACAAUGGUGUGAAGAACGUAGGAAGAACUACCCAACGAAGGCCAAUAUUGAGAAGAGGUUGAGUGCAAAGCAGUUGAGCUCCGACAUCAUUGAUAGAGAGGCCAAAAUACGGCGUGAGCAACUCAAGGAUAUCUUGGCCAAGCAGGCCGAGUUGGGAGUUGAAGUCGCAGAAGUUCCAUCACAUUAUCUUUUUGACUCUGAUAAACCAGUGAAUGGAAGGGAGGAGUAUACAAAACCUUUUAAUAAGAGGGGGAGAUUUCAAAACAAGUAUGAUAAGAGAGGGAGAUAUAAUAAGAAAGACCUAUUUGCUAAGAAGCAAAAGAUAGCAGAUAAGGAUUCGCCUAACACCCCUACUUUCAAUAAGAAGAAGCCAACGCUUCUGCAGAAGCUUCUAAGUGCUGAUAUUAGGAAAGACAAAAGCCAUUUGUUACAGGUUUUUAGGUUCAUGGUGAUGAAUUCCUUUUUCAAAGAUUGGCCAGAGAAGCCUUUCAAAUUUCCCUUGGUUAUAGUUAAAGAAGGUGGUUCUGCCGGUGAGGUGGUUGAAGAGAAAUCCUUGCUUGUAGACAAUGAUGUUUCUGAACACAGCAGCAGAACCGCUGCUGAAAACUUUGAAUAUGGCAAUAAUGAUAAUGAUGGUAAUAAGGAAAGGCAGAAUCAAAACAUCCAAGCCUUUGAUGAUGACGAGUGUGAGGACGAUGAUAAGGAUGAUGACGAAAAUAACAAUGAUGAACAAAUGGAUUAUCAUGUUAAGGGAAAGGGUAUAAUUGCCGAAGAGCAGGCUAGACCUGAGGAAGAAGAAGGAGAAAUCAUUGACUAG